AUGUACUGUAUAAAGGUAUUACAAAUCAAGUUUAAAAAAGUUUACUUUCUUAUUAGUUCCGUUACAAUAUUCUUGGGACAAGGUGUGGUAGAUAUUGGAAACCAGUGUAGGAAAUCAACUGCGCUAACCUGACUACACCUAACCAAGAACUGAAAGACAUUCACUCAACUCUUGUCAGAUCAGAGUAGGUAGAUAGUCUGUCAAUGUACUGACUAUUUCUACAAGAAGCCUGUUAUAAUUGUUCAUUGAAUGUUCCUUAGUUUGUUUCAUCAGCCACAGAACAGGGGGUGUGGAGCUCCAUCAAGCGUUAUAGCCUAGACAGAAACUUCUAGUGUACCCGAGUAACUGCCUCCCAAAGUCCUAUAAGUCCUCCAUAGGUCAACCACAUAUGGUGCACCAAAAACCCACCAAGUCGUGCGAACACAACAAAACAAAGCUACGAUUGUCAGAGGGGGCUACUACAGAGCGACUUCCAAGCAACGAGCAUACCUGUUUACCUGGGUAACUUUAUCGUAUCGUUAUCUCAAAACACAAGGAACGAAACAUCGAGGGACGCAAGAUUAUUGGACCUCAUGAGGCGACACAAUACACGGGACCAUUCGAAACGACGACCAUUUCCCAGCCAGUUAGUAUUGAUUUUGCUAGCAUGGAAUUAGCUACGAAGAAGUUCCCACUCCUUGAACUUCCGCGGGAACUCAGAGAUGCUAUUUACAAAGUAGCUCUGGAAUUCGACUUCACGGUUGAUGCUUCCAUCGCAAAAGGUACUCGAUAUGGCUUUCCCAACCUCCGAAUACUCCGCCUUAACCGACAGGUAUACGAAGAGGCCAGAUACGUGUUUUUGAGAGGAAGUCUGUUUAUUAGGGUUGCUACCACCAUGCCCUUAGCAGAGGUGAAUCAGUUGGACGUGUUUGGGGUGAAUUUGAGGACAAUCAGGAAGUGUGUUGAGGGGGAGAAGUGUAAGCACUUCAUGGGAUCUGUUAUGGAUUAUAGCAUCAUAAACACAGAUCUUUCUCUGGUAUCUGUGGGGGCAAAUGGCGCGCCAGAACGAACCGUUCGCUUCAUUAUUCCCUUGCAGGUCUUGCAAUUUCUUUGCAGUCAUAUUGCCCGAGUUGCCUUUCAGACGCCAGACUAUCACAAGAAGUACCAACAUGUCGUGUCUCUUAAAGACCCGUAUAUCCACCUUACCAACCAUGUUACUCGCUCAUUCUACAAUGUCAAGGUUCAAGAAAAGAUUCUCAGUGUAUUCCGAUUGAACUUCAAAGAGCUCUUCCCAUACUUCUAUGUCAGCGGAGACGUGUCUGCACCGCUUGAGGAUGCCGCCAUCUCCGACAUCGCCGUUGUCAAACAUCGAGAUCCUUGGAGAACACUAGCAGAUCUAGAAGGGAUCGUACAGCACAGCAAACAGCGUUACCGGGAAAAGGAUUAUGAGGGAGCCAGUGUCUUUUGCACAAGCCUGGAACAAAACAUAAAAAGAAUACACCGAACCUUCAUUGGAGAUAGGCUAGCGGAGAUGGGAGGACAAGACUUUCGGUAUAGACUUUUGGCAAUGCGACUUGGAAAUCAUCUGCGAGAUUUGAAGUACGCGAUAAAGCUAGCUGAAAGCGGGAUUCAAGACUCUCGUACUUCGCUUAGCAGUAAAACAAGAUACAUGCCUCAGACAACGGCUCACAAUAUGUGGCGCUACUAUGGAGAGACAAGAGCUCAUACCAGUGGUUCCAACUGGUGGCCAACGAUUCAACAAGCGAUAAAGAUGUAUUUACGCUCAGCAAUCGCCUAUAGGCUCACCGGGAAAAUGAUGCUUGAUGCCACGGAUCGCGAACAACUGGAGAAGAUUUGCAUGGAAAGAGCCGAGAAGUACAUAGCCGUAGCCAUGGGUAGGUGGCCGAAUGAUUUGGCAGUCGAAGCCGAAUACCUUCUGAUUUCCGCGUGGAAGCAGCGUAUUCACGAGAGAGAAAGAAACCAACAGCCGAUGACAGAGAUCCAAUCAUCUUAA
Messenger RNA from Hymenoscyphus albidus, 1993 nucleotides. The record is from the annotation of a GenBank genome assembly. NCBI's taxonomy places the organism in Eukaryota, Fungi, Ascomycota, Leotiomycetes, Helotiales, Helotiaceae.